This is a messenger RNA of Achroia grisella, 2327 nucleotides long. RefSeq lists its product as uncharacterized. Lineage: Eukaryota; Metazoa; Arthropoda; Insecta; Lepidoptera; Pyralidae. The transcript is spliced from 3 exons. The coding region runs from base 33 to 1943 and encodes 636 amino acids. The record is from RefSeq and is a predicted model, not a curated record.
CAGCAACGUGAAUAACACGGAAACAAGUCAUCAUGUUGCUACGGCGUAGAACCAUAGAAUAUACCAAUAAUUAUCAGAUAAUUUCCUCAUUAAUAAUAUCUAAUCGCAUUAAUGCUAUUAGGAAACAAUAUGAUGCUUUUCUCGAAGAGGACAAGAAACGAAAAGAGAGAAAUGAAUAUAUUCUUGGAAAAUUGGAUAAUAUGCGAUAUCGUACGGCGAUGGUACAGCUUCGUCCUAAAUCUGCUAUAGACUCAAACAGGGAAAUCUAUGUUAAACCAUCAAAACAAAUGAAACAAUCUCCUAUAAAUCGAGAUUGCCUACCAUUAAAUAUACCCAAAACUGAUCUCAUUGAAAAAACAUUACUUCAAGAAAUUAGCAAAAAAUAUAUAUUGAUUCCAAAGAACACACCCAGCUUUGACAGUGAUUACAUUCAAGUUACAAAAUUGUGUGCCGAGGAUGAUUGGAAAAGUAAAUAUGAUAUUUUAGACCAACUAAAAAACGACGAAAAGGAAUCAAAAACAUCUUCACCCAAAGGAGAGAAUUAUCAGUCGCCAAAUAAUAUUGUUCAAGAAAACACUCCAUAUGAUUUUACCGAUCUAAAUCAUGAAAUGAACAAUUCAAAAUAUAAACAAGAGCCAGAAAAAGAUUGGAACAAUACGCCUGAUUUACAUCGAGACGGGUCAAUAAAUUUCAGCGAAUAUAAGCAUGAUAAACAGAAUAUUACAACAAUAGUUAGCCAUCGUGCCAAAAAAAAUCUAAUAAAAGAAACCAAGAACAAACCUAAUGAAGAAAUUAAUGAAAUAAAAUCAGAUCAGAUACCCCUUAAGGAAGAUCAUAAUGAAGUAUCAUAUAAAAGAAAUACAGAAAUACAUCCUUCGUUGAUCGCUAACCUUGACAAUAACGAAGAAAGGCGUUUGGAAAGGGAUGAUGAAUAUAAAAACACAAAUUUAAAGAGUAACUACCCCACACAAGUGGAGAACUUAGUAUACGAACAAUAUUCACCAACGCAAGAAAUGAUUUCUAAGUCUGAUGCAGAAAAUGUUAUAAAUUCAAAUAAGGGUGACGCAGAGUUACUAAUUAUAAAUAAUGAUGACUCAAUAAACAAGACCAGCAAUGAUAGUUUCGUGCUCGAUCAUGAUAAAGUACAAGGAGUUACUGAGUACCCAACUGAAGUCAUGAACGUUCAAGACUUUACACCCAACAGCGAUGUAGUAUUACAAGAUGGAAUAACUAUAAAUCCACAAGAAAAUAAUGAUACUAUAAAUACAAUUAAUUACGAUCCAUCAUAUCAAUACGAUUCUAAUUCAGGAACAAUUGCCGAGAAUAUGAAGAAUCCUGUUGACUCAUCGGGUAUUGAAGCUUUUGACGCAGAACAAAAAGAAUCGUUCUAUACAGAACAGUCGCAUGAAAAUUAUGUCUAUAACCUAAACGACGAGGCUAAUGUAUAUCAUCAAAAUUAUAUACCGCAAACUGAAAAUUAUCAAGAACAUCAGGAUAAUGUUUACUAUGAAGGUUCUGAACAAGUACAUUCUACUGAAGGUGCUGAUCAAGUAUAUUCUACUGAAGGUGCCGAUCAAGUAUAUUCCGCUGAAGGUGCUGAUCAAGUAUAUGCUGCUGAAGGAACUGAACAAGUAUAUUCUACUGAAGUGAACGAGCGUGAAGAGACCUCUCAACAGUAUGAUCCAAAUUAUGAACAGCAAUAUGGGGCUUAUGAAGCAACACAAGAAGAACAAGGAUACGAACAACAGUAUGUUGAACCACAGGAGUACGUUGCACAAGAAUACGAAAAUAUGCCACAAGAAUAUUAUCAGCAACAAUUUGAAGAACAACAUAAUGAAACUCAAGAGGCAAUAGAACAGCAAUUGGACAAUGAACAAGAGUUUGUAGAAAAACAAAAUGAGUAUGUUGAAAUAAGCAAUAUUGAAAAACCUGAAGACCCGUAAGUCAAUCAUUUAUCUGAAAUAAACUAAUUAUUUUUAUCAAAAUAAAUUCCACAGUAAAUAUUUGUAAAGCGGGUGAAUCAACCAAGUAAUAAUAAUUAUAUACGCUGUUAUACAUACAAUCACGCAAAGAAUAUUAAUUAUAACAGCUUAGUAAUACAAAGCAUUUAACCUAACCUAAUCCAGAUGGAUUACUUUCACUUUUUUCAUAUUCCAAUGUCCAUGAUUAUUUAUUCUACAGUGUUUUAUAUGGUACACGUUAUGGCAGAAUAAAUAACAAUUACUUGAUUUUUACCUACGAACCGAUUCGUUUAAGUUUCUAUUUGUUUCUAAUUCUGGUAGACAAAAAUAUGUACCUAAUUAUGCUAAUGAUAAUUCCACCCGGAA